AUGUCUGUUUUCUACAUUCCGGUGAGACUUGAGAACGAGCCACAAUCCCCUUACUCUCUUCAGUCUGAUCAGUCUACCCAUCUAUCGUCUUCUCCUGAUCUUGACGGUAUGACACCUGUUCCAUCGAUCAAAUCGGAAGCGACCGAUUUGCCCAAUACCUCUGCUGUCGAAGCUGCCGCACCUGAAGAGACCACUGCCUCUUUGGAUCCUGAUCCUUCGAUCAAAUCGGAGGAGUCCGAUUUGCCUGCUGCAUCAGUUGCUGAACUGGCCGACCCUGAAGAGACCGUCGAUGUGCGUAGACGUGUCGAAGACCAUGUGCACGCCCCUCCGCUCGCACCUCCUUCUCUCAACGCGAUCUACGAUCUUGCAAUUGAGUCGAUGACCCGCAUCAGUCCUUGCGGACUUCAUCCAUUCAACCGCUACCUAGAGACCGCUCGGUCUCCUUCGCCAGAGAACUUUGGCUUUCUUUCUGGAGAUGGAACCGCAGCAUCACCCAUCCGAGUCGACACGCCACCGCCUGCCGGUCCUAACUAUGUGUACCCUCCCCCUCCCGAUCCUGACAAUAGCUUAACCGCCGAGGAACUCGGACCGAUCUGGGCUGAAGUUGUCGAAGAGGAGGUAGUUUUGAGAGCUCGUCGCCGCAUCAAAGUACUGUUUAGGUCUUACUUCUUCAUAUUGGACGGUAGCGCCCUCAAUCAUUGUAGGCGUUCUGGUGGAUACCGCCGCUUGGCCCGUCGUCGUUUGUAUGAAAGCGUGAUGGAGGAGUUGGAUGCAGUACUUGAGACUGUAGAUGAAGUUCAGAUGACUAAGAUAGAAUAA
Molecule: messenger RNA, 819 nt
Organism: Puccinia graminis f. sp. tritici CRL 75-36-700-3
Lineage: Eukaryota; Fungi; Basidiomycota; Pucciniomycetes; Pucciniales; Pucciniaceae
Exons: 1
Coding region: 1-819 (272 amino acids)
Source: RefSeq, a predicted model, not a curated record